AUGGCAUCAAUACCUACUCUCACCACAGAGCGGUCGCACGACGUAGCUCUGCAGACCCAGCGAUAUGCUAACGCCAUUGGCAGUGCGACAUCGCUAUCAAGCAUUUUAGAACUUCUCGAAUUCGCCGCGGAUGCCACACUACCUCCCCUGUACGCCGAUAUUUUGGACUCUUCAGAGCAGCCAAUCUGGUACGAGAUGCUUCGCAAAGACGGACUGCCACAAAGAGUUGGCGCGAUUGCAGAUGAAUGGGCUGGAGCAAGUGCAAAGAAUGGACACCAAUUGAACUCGACCAACAUCGAGCGUGUCGAGGCACAUGUCCAACGGCAAGCCAAAUGUAGGGGAUCCUCACUAGUCAAGAAGUUCGGAUUCUGUCGAUUCAAGGCAGCCCCUGCUGCCGAAAACUGGUAUUUUCUUGAAGGCGGACCUGGUGUAGACGCAACUAGACAGACGGUCGUGUUCAUCGCCCUUCAGGACCUCAGCCCACACAAUGGAUUUCCCAUCGACCUAUCCCGUGGGCGAGACGUUUGUAUGGAUGGUAACCUGGGUAUUUGGACACCUCCUACCGGAGGUGGCCUGGCAAUAUUCUUUUCACUGGAUCUAUGA
This is a messenger RNA of Recurvomyces mirabilis, 603 nucleotides long. RefSeq lists its product as uncharacterized. The transcript has 2 exons. The record is from RefSeq and is a predicted model, not a curated record. NCBI's taxonomy places the organism in Eukaryota, Fungi, Ascomycota, Dothideomycetes, Mycosphaerellales, Teratosphaeriaceae. Bases 1 to 603 code for a protein of 200 amino acids.